Messenger RNA from Erinaceus europaeus (western European hedgehog), 749 nucleotides. RefSeq names its product LY6/PLAUR domain containing 6B (gene LYPD6B). Lineage: Eukaryota; Metazoa; Chordata; Mammalia; Eulipotyphla; Erinaceidae. The transcript is spliced from 3 exons. The record is from RefSeq and is a predicted model, not a curated record. Gene Ontology annotation, molecular function: acetylcholine receptor regulator activity. The coding region runs from base 131 to 370 and encodes 79 amino acids.
CUCUUUGAAUGAUUCAGGGUCCCCAAAGAAGCAAAGCACCCUCCUACUGCUGUGUAAAAUGCAGACAGGCUAAGUCUGCCUCUCCCUUACAGAUACAUGAGUCCUGAGCUUCUCCAGACCUGAGGCCAGGAUGCCGCUCCUCUGUCAUGCUUUAGCUGUGACUGUUGUCCAGAUCUGUCUCUUCUGGGAAACCUGGGCGUUUGCCAAGAACAUCAACUUCUACAAUGUGAGGCCUCCUCUUGACCCUACACCAUUUCCAAACAGCUUCAAGUGUUUCACCUGUGAAAAUGCAGGGGAUAAUUAUGACUGCAAUCGCUGGGCAGAAGACAAGUGGUGCCCACAGACCACCAAGUUGCAGAUUCUAUCAUGAGGCCAACCUGACUUCGCUGAGCAGAUGACCUCACCAAUGUGUCCUGGAACCCCACCUCCCCAGAGCUCUACCACCCUAGGGAAAGAUAGAGACAGGCUAGGAGUAUGGAUUGACCAGUCAAUACCCAUGUCCAGCAGAGAAGCAAUUACAGAAGCCAGACCUCCCACCUUCUGCACCCCAUAAAGAUCUUUAGUCCAUAGUCCCAGAGGGACAGAGAAAAGGGAAGCUUUCAGUGGAGUGGAUGGCAUACAGAACUCUGGUGGUGGGAAUUGUACCCCUCUUAUCCCAGUCAUGUCAAUGAUUAUUAAAUCACUAAUAAAAAUGGUUUAAAGUAAUAAUAUUAACUAGAAGUACAAUAAAUAGGUAAGGAAUACACAAA